Molecule: messenger RNA, 174 nt
Organism: Peronospora matthiolae
Lineage: Eukaryota; Oomycota; Peronosporomycetes; Peronosporales; Peronosporaceae
Source: the annotation of a GenBank genome assembly
AUGCGUCGUGUGCACCAGAAACGCGAUGCGGGUGCGGAACGGGCCGAAACUACAACAAAAAGUCGCUCCGUCUUGGAUAUGGCCAUUCGGUUCCCAAGGUUUGCCAUCAAGCAGAGGCAACCGCGAUCCGUCGAUCUUGAACCACCCGUUAUUUCUACUGGCCAAGCACCCUGA